Molecule: messenger RNA, 1379 nt
Organism: Penaeus vannamei (Pacific white shrimp)
Lineage: Eukaryota; Metazoa; Arthropoda; Malacostraca; Decapoda; Penaeidae
Product: tol-Pal system protein TolA
Source: RefSeq, a predicted model, not a curated record
GCGAGACACCUGUAAACGCCAACUACACCGCAUGUAAAGGUCUCAGAUAACCUGUGACCGCACGUCGAAGCGAGGUAAAGACACGCUGGCUGGAUCAUCCAAUUAAGUGCAUAAAACGUAGAAGAGGCCCCGCCAUGUCGUCAACCGCGCCCAUCCUGACCGGCCUGCUCAUGGCGUCGGCCGUCGUGUACCUGGGCGUGAGGAACCGCAGCCUCCGCCAGGUGGCCCUCGACAACUCCCUGGAGGCGGAGAAGAUGAUGAACGACAGAGAUUACCACUUAUCUAACUGCCAGAAAUCGAUCGAUCCCAUGAAGAAUGAUCUCGAAGGUCUGGAAAGGCAGCUCAAAGAGCAAAAUGAUCUUCUGGCCGCCAACAAAGGCAAGCUCAACUCCCUGAAAUCUAUUAAAGCGAACAUCGACGCCAAGCGAACCGAAAUUGCCGACCUGCAGAAGAAAGUCGACGAGGCCAAUGUUAUGCUAGUCAGCCUACAGGAAGAAGAGAAGAAGAAAGAGGAAGAGGCAAAGAAGAAAUCGGAGGAAGAGGCGAAGAAGAAAGCAGAAGAAGAGGCGAAGAAGAAAGCGGAAGAAGAGGCGAAGAAGAAAGCGGAAGAAGAGGCCAAGAAGAAAGCGGAAGAAGAGGCGAAGAAGAAAGAGGAAGAAGAGAAGAAGAAAGCAGAGGAAGAAAAGAAAGAAAAGAAGGCGUAAGGAUGAAGGAAGAUGGUAAUGUCUAGAGAGUGAGAGAGAGAGAGAGUCAAAGUCAAAGUCAAAACAUUUUAUUCCAUUAAUUACAGAGAGAGAGAGAGAGAGAGAGAGAGAGAGAGAGAGAGAGAGAGAGAGAGAGAGAGAGAGAGAGAGAGAGAGAGAGAGAGAGAGAGAGAGAGAGAGAGAGAGUCAAACGUAGUCAAAACACUUUAUUCCAUUAAUUACAAUGGUUAUUCUUUACAUAAAUACGUUUAUAUUUACAGUUGAUCAUUUAAGAGGUGUUCUUUUAAUUCCGUUUUGAAAUGACAGAAACUGUUAAUAUCUCAUAUUAUCCGGUAGAAUGUUCUAUGACUUGGAUCUACGUAUUUCCAUUUGUCGUUUCCCUGUAUCAGUAUUCGAUCUCUUAACAUAAAGAGAAUUUACUUGUGUUCCUACAGUUUGCAAGGGCGUUAACCAUCGCGGAUAAUUCCCACGAAUGAGUUUGUAAAUUAAUACACACGUGACAUGAUUGCAUUUAGAAUGUUCAGCCAUUUUAUUUUUUGGAUAUGCGGGGUGAUGUGAUCAAGUUUAUUGAUAUUACCUAAUGCAACUCUUGCAGCAGUUUUGUAAUUUUUGUACUCUUUGCAUCUGAGAGAAAGAAAGAAAGAGAGAGAGAGAGAGAGAGAGAGAGAGAGAGAG